UGACGUCACGAUCGAGAGCAGUCGUGUCGUUUCGGGUCGUGAUUAAACGCGUUACAUGUUCGCAUUCGGAGCAAUAUCGUGAAAUAUCGUGACUUGGUCUUUGAAGCGGCUCUGGUUGGUUAGGCACUCAGAGUUCAGAGGAUCUGAGUAACUUACUCCCAAAGUCUCAACAAAUACAUAGAACAGUCAUGGCAUCACCGCAGAUGAAGGAGCGUCCAUCGGGCGCUGUGUUAAACACUAUAUCAAAAGGAGCAUCUCCAGAAUCCAAAUGCCCGAUAUGCCUGGAUCACUUCAAAAACAUAUCGUACCUUGAUGUGUGCCUGCACAAGUUCUGCUUCUGCUGCAUCCGCGAGUGGUCGAAGAACAAAGCGGAGUGCCCUUUAUGCAAGCAGCCGUUUAAUUCAAUUUAUCACACCAUAAAGUCCGAAGAUAACUACCAGAGGUUCGACCUGCGACCAACUGAAAACGGCUCUUUUGGCAACAUGGCAGGGCAGAGAUUCAGGUAUCGCACCACGCUCACCGGCGAGCGCAGGCUAGCGCCGAGGAGAACGUCGUCUCCUCCUGACCACGGGGUCUUAUUCGAGGACCUAAGAGGAUCUGUUCCUCAGCGGCACAACAGAGAUCUCCACAGCAUGUUAAGGAGGUUGGCAGAGGAGAGACAGAGGAGAGAGAGAGAGGGAAGGUCCCUGCGGAGUCUUCACGAACAACAAGCGGUUAAAUUCAGACGGGCCUUGUACAGGAGAGGCGUGCGAGUCCAGAACGUGCAGGACGGUGGCCGUAGCAGGGAGACUUCUGCAGAGUUCUUCAGAAGAAAUCCUGCUUGUCUCCACAGGCUUGUGCCUUGGGUGAGACGAGAGCUGGCUGUCCUGUACGGUACUCACGGGUCGCUUGUCAACAUAGUGCAGCACAUCAUCAUGACUCUGAUCACUCGGCAUAACUUGGACGAGCAGGCUGUUCUGCAUGAGCUCCGGCCCUUCCUGCUGACCCAUACAGAGCACUUCUUGCACGAGUUUCUUAGCUUUGCUCGGUCCCCGUUCAACAUGGAGGCAUAUGACCAGCGCGCCGUUUACGACUUGCCUCGGGCCUCCGGAGAGAGCAGCCGUUCGGAAACCUCUGUGAUCGCCAUCUCUGAGGACGAGAGCGAUUCUUUAGUGUCAGGAUCCCAGGAUUAUGCCACUCCUAGUGUGACCUUAAGCCAAGCGCCGUGGGAUGAUGAGACCCCAGGGCCAUCCUACUCCUCAUCUCAGGUGUUACCUUUCCAUGUGAGGGACUCGGAUUCUGAUAGUAGCGUAGGGGAGGCAGUAGUGUCUGUCGCCGCCGUGCCUCAUCAGGACCGUGCGGGAAAUCCUGGCACUGUUGCCGUGGAAGAGGAGCAUUCCUCUGGCAGUGAUGAAGACUGCAUGAUUAUCGGACAUGUUAAGCCAGUGUCAGAAAGGACACCGGAACUGGUCCUGCUUUCCUCUGAUUCAGAGCAGAACGCCGAGCCGCAGAGCCCUCGAGCACCCCAACACAAUCGUUUUACUUCAGAGUCUGAUUUGUCUCCCGCUGACGCUCAGAGGAGGCCGACGAGAUGCUCUCGCUCGCCUGAGAACACCUCUACUCGCUCAAGAAGAGAUAAAUGUGGCAAAAGGCAUCAUGAGAGAGAGCUGUCGGGAUCUAGAGAAAGAUCCUCAUGCAGCAAUAGGACUCACUCCUCCUCUCGUGGCAGGAAACACCCAUUGUCUAAAGAGAGCAAGCAUAAGCGGAGACGAGAAAAAGAGUCAAGCCGCCACACCUCGUCAUAUUGGCAUUCAUAUAGCCAUUACAGUCAAAAAGACAGCAGCAGGAGAUGUUAUACAGAGACAUGCUCAUCCUACACCAGCUAUUAUAGAAGUGUACAUCGCUCUCGUUCUCGAUCACAUGGUAGAAGGCAAAGCAGGGACAGUCAGGACAGAAGUCACUCAAGCAGCCAAUCUAGAAUCAAGCCCAGCUCCUCCAACCGUCAGGACAGAAGUCGCUCGAAGAGCCGAUCUAGAAUCAACUCUUCCAACCGUCAGGACAGAAGUCGCUCGAAGAGCCGAUCUAGAAUCGACUCUUCCAUCCGUCAGGACAGAAGUCACUCAAGCAGCCGAUCUAGAAUCAAGCCCAGCUCCUCCAACCAUCAGGACAGAAGUCGCUUGAAGAGCCGAUCUAGAAUCAACUCUUCCAACCGUCAGGGCAGAAGUCACUCAAGCAGCCGAUCUAGAAUCAAGCCCAGCUCCUUCAACCGUCAGGACAGAAGUUGCUCGAGGAGCAAUUCUAGAAUCAACUCUUCCAAUCGUCAGGACAGAAGUCGCUUGAAGAGCCGAUCUAGAAUCAACUCUUCCAACCGUCAGGACAGAAGUCACUCAAGCAGCCGAUCUAGAAUCAACUCCAACUCGCAUCAGACAUCACAUCACGAUGAACAUGGCAGGAAAAAGAAAUACAAAACGAAGCAUCAUGAGGAACCCACAAGGAAAAGUUCUAGUCAAUUGUUCACAGAUUCUGUUGAGGAUGGUGCAAAAAAGAAAAUCAAGAAGCACAAGAAGUUCAAGAGGAAAAGUAGGAGUCCAAGCAUAGAUGACAGAUCUGAGGAUCACAGUCGGAAUCAUCACAAGAAGAAGAAGAAGAAACACAAGAGGAAGAGCAGGAGACAUAGUAGUGAGGAGACGGUGGGCAAAAACAGCCCAGUUCUCAUAACAAUUCCUAGUGACAGUGACGCUGCUGACCCCAGUGAACCCUCAGCCAGGAAUAUCAGUGCAGCUGACUCCACGGUCACAAUAGCAAGCAGUGCCACAGAAACUCAGCCGCUAGACGGGGAGCAAGAGUCAGCUGCUGGAACUGAAUGUAGUUCUGUGGGGGAUGCAGGGAAUCGCCCCCAGACAUGUGUGGCAAAUCAAGACUGACAAAGUUUUAUAAAUGGAGAAGAGAUUUGUUUUAAAUGAGAUUUUGAUUUGGAGUUUUUGGAUAUAUCUGCAUUUGUGAUUUUGGAAAUGUAUUAAUUUCAGACUCCCCUAUGCAAGCAAGUUAACAGUCACUAAUUUUCAAAGUUUACUGUCCCUGUCGCAAAUAAAUAAAAAAGGAUCAUGAAAGUGUCUUUAUUUACUGAAUGUUGUAUUUCUCUGUGUAUGUUUGCUUAAAACAGUCUGGAAUCAGUUUCAUGC
Messenger RNA from Sinocyclocheilus grahami, 3161 nucleotides. RefSeq names its product E3 ubiquitin-protein ligase Topors-like. Lineage: Eukaryota; Metazoa; Chordata; Actinopteri; Cypriniformes; Cyprinidae. The record is from RefSeq and is a predicted model, not a curated record. Gene Ontology annotation, biological process: protein polyubiquitination; protein monoubiquitination. The coding region runs from base 189 to 2903 and encodes 904 amino acids. Gene Ontology annotation, molecular function: metal ion binding; ubiquitin protein ligase activity. The transcript is spliced from 3 exons.